Messenger RNA from Necator americanus (New World hookworm), 1407 nucleotides. RefSeq lists its product as uncharacterized. The transcript is spliced from 3 exons. The coding region runs from base 1 to 1407 and encodes 468 amino acids. The record is from RefSeq and is a predicted model, not a curated record. Lineage: Eukaryota; Metazoa; Nematoda; Chromadorea; Rhabditida; Ancylostomatidae.
AUGACUGCUCUCCGGAACCCAAAGGGAACAGCCAUUGCAUCGAGAAGGGGGAUGGAGAAAAUCAUCUACGACUUCUACUCUGAUCUCUUCGACAGCCAUGUCCACUUGCCUCCUCACCAUCUGAGGGAAGACGGACAUGUCAUUCCAGAGGUUCUCCGUCCGAAAUACGACACGCUAUCAUGUCGCACGAUUGACCAUAUUCACACUGUUUCGAAACUCAUCGAGGUAUCACUAGAAUACAACAUGCCGCUCUGUCUCACCAUCAUCGACUUGAAGAAGGCCUUCGACUCAGUUGAGACGGAAGUGGUCGUGGAAGCCUUGGACAACCAAGGCGUCCCUACUCAGUACAUAAAGGCACUUCGAGAGUUGUACACCACCCUCGAGAACGCAAUGCGAAAGUUGGAAUGGGACGACAUAGGAGUGAAGGUUGAUGGUCGGCAGCUACACCAUUUGCGCUUUGCUGAUGACAUCCUACUGAUAACAUCCACCAUCAGCCAAGCGGAACGAAUGCUGACCGAAUUCGACGAAACAUGUGGACGCAUCGGUCUUCAGCUGAAUCUGCAAAAGGUGAUGUUCAUACGCAACGGAUGGGUCUUGAAUGCCCCAUUCACGCUCAGCGGAACGAACAUAUUCGAAUGCACCAGCUACGUUUUGAACAUGAUGAACGACCUGACACCCGAGCUGGGCAGAGGGAGACGAGCGGCUUGGGGAGCGUAUAAGAGCAUCGAGGAUGUAGUGAAGAAGACCAAGAACACCCGGCUCCGUGCUCACCUCUUCAACGCCACUGUACCUCCUGCUUUGACCUAUUCUUCGAACACCUGGGCAUUUCGCAAGCAGGAAGAAAACGCGGUGAGCGUCAUUGAACGCGCAAUUGAGAGAGUGAUGCUAGGAGUAUCUCGUUUCACGCAAGUGAGAAAAGGGAUUCGAAGUUCUCUACUACGUCAGCGAUCGAAGAUUAGAGACGCCGCCGCGUUUGCCAAGGAAAGUAAAAUAAGGUGGGCCGGACACCUGAUGCGCUUUAACGAAAACCGUUGGACCAGAGCCGUGAGCGACUGGGUUCCCUGCGAUAUUAAGCGCACUACAGGAAGACCGCCGACCCGAUGGUCAGAUUUCUUCACGAAGUCCUUCAAAGAAAAAUAUGAUGUUCUUCGUGCCCCACGCGAAAAGAGGAACCACUGGGCUACUCUGGCACGAUCGGGACAAAUGGAAGAAUUACUGGCGCCCGCUCGACCUGUUCGAAGAUCAACGGGAGUCGAGGUGAUGGAGGUGAAUGUGGAGGUAUCGCCAUCGUCAGACCCUGAGAAGUCAAAGCGUUCUUCUCAAGCGCUUCGUCACCCUACAGAAAGCAUUAUGCAUACUCAAAGCACUGCAGAUUGGCUAGUUUUUAUCUCAUUUGCUGGAAUGUAA